CCGGAAGCGGCUAAGGCAGAGGGAAGGUAACUGGGAUUGUUGGUCUUUCUCAUUUAAACCCAGCGUCUCCGACCACGGGCCCGUACUGGUGAGUCCGGGGGUCGCGGCGGACCUUGAAGCCCCCACACCCGCGUCUCCAGGGCGGUCCUUCUGCCCAUGACUGUGGAAGCAAGACAUAUUCUCAAGAGACAGGUGUGAUUCCUCAACAUACGUUCCCCCGUGAAAACAACCCAGAGCAGGGGGAGGAAGAGGACAACAUGGCUGCUCCUCAGGUUCCCUAUAGGGAAUGAAGAACUCUCACCAUAAAUUAAUGACCAUUGUUGGGGAGAAAGAUACUUUCUUCUACCAUAAAUGUUCUUUUAGCUGGUCUAAUCAGUUACAUGUGACACGUAUGGGAGCUCCACACACUUGACAGAGUCAGAGACCCCACAUGCAAGAGAGGUUCCGGGACUGCAAGGGAAAUUUGGGUCAGUUGACCUUCAGUGAUGUGGCCAUAGAAUUCUCUCAGGAGGAGUGGGCGUGCCUGGACCCAGCUCAGCGGAAACUGUUCAGGGACGUGAUGUUGCAGAACUACAGGAACCUGGUAUUCCUGGGUCUUGUUAUGUCUAAGCCAGACCUGGUCACCUUUUUGGAGCACAUGAUGGAGCCCUGGGAGUUGAAGAGAAAAGAAACAAUAUCCAGCCAGCCAGUUAUGUCUUCUCAAGUCACCCAGGGCUUGUUACCAAAACCAGACAUUGAAAAUUCAUAUUGGAAUAUGCUACAGGCAUUUGAUACCGAAGAGAAGCCUUAUAAAUGUGGAGAAUGUGGCAAAGCCUAUAAAUGGUAUUCAAGCCUUACCAGUCAUCAGAGACUACAUUCUGGAGAGAAGCCUUAUAAAUGUAGGGAAUGUGGCAAAGCCUUUAGCAAAUCUUCGAGCCUUACCAGUCAUCGGAGAAUUCAUUCUGGAGAGAAGCCUUAUAAAUGUAAAGAAUGUGGCAAAACUUUUACCCAGAGCUCAAAUCUUGCUCAACAUCAGAAAAUUCAUUCUGGAGAGAAGCCUUAUAAAUGUGGAGAAUGUGGCAAAGCCUUUAUCUCAAGCUCACAUCUGACUCGGCAUCAGAUGAUUCAUUCUGGAGAGAAGCCUUAUAAAUGUAGAGAAUGUGGCUUUGCCUUUAACCGGUGUUCAACCCUUACUCGACAUCAGAGAAUUCAUUCUGGAGAGAAGCCUUAUAAGUGUAGAGAAUGUGGUAAAGCCUUUAUCCGGAGCUCAAAUCUUACUCAACACCAGAGAAUUCAUUCUGGAGAGAAGCCUUAUAAAUGUAAAGAAUGUGGCAAAGCCUUUAUCUGGCCCUCACAACUUAUGCAACAUCAGAGAAUUCAUACUGGAGAGAAGCCUUAAAAUGCAGAGAAUGUGACUAAGCCUUUAACAUUUCUUCAAGUCUCAUGGACCAUUAGAAAAUUCAUACUUGGAAGCCUUAUAAAUGUAGAGAAUGUGGCAAAGCCUUUACCCACUGCUCAAAUCUUACCAAACAUGAGACUGCAUACCUGAGAGAAGCUUUACAAAUGUGAAGAUUGUGACAAAGCCUUUAACCUCUGCUCUUCAAUAUUGGGGAAUUCAUACUGGAUAGGAGCAAUACAAAUAUAAAGAAUAUGGAAAAACCUUUAACCAUUGCCCAAACCUCACUAAAUAUCAAGUAAUUCAUACCAGAGAGAACCAUUACAAGUGUAGAGAAUUUGGCAACACCUUUUCCCAGUGUUGGAACCAUAGUCAAUAUCACAUAAUUCAUGCCGGAGUAAAAUGAUACAAAUUUAAAGAAUGUGGCAAAACUUUUAACUAUUUAUCAAGUCUCACUGAACUUUAGUGAAUUUAUACUGAAUAGAAACCAUGCAAAUAUGAAGUCAAUAACACUUUUCAAAUAUGCCUUUUAAAUCAGAAUACUUAUUUUAGAGAAUCCAGUAAGGAAAGUUAUAUGAUUUUCUAGUAUGAAUGAAAAUACCAAAGGCAUGGAUGUUUGAAAAAAUGUAAUUUCCUACACUGUACCCUUUUUAUUAUGACGGUAUUUGUGAUUUUUUGAAACACAAAUAGUAAUGUGAUUUAAUUCUCAAUUCAUUUGAUGCUUCUGUAAAUGCUUGUGAUGUGUAUUUGGACCAGUGGGUUUGUAAUGCUUUGUAAUGCGAAUUGUCUUCUGUGCAUUCUAUUGAAUUUCUUUCUCCCUAAUCUGAUGACUUUGGGUUUGACAAUCUCUCAUGGCAAUUCCAUUGUGUUUACAUUCGUGUCUCAUAUAAAACCUACCAUAUGUUUUCCUUGUUCCAUAGAAUAUGUGUGGACUUUAUAUAUUCUCAUUCAUAAAAUGUUUUAUUUAUUUA
Molecule: messenger RNA, 2346 nt
Organism: Myotis davidii
Lineage: Eukaryota; Metazoa; Chordata; Mammalia; Chiroptera; Vespertilionidae
Product: zinc finger protein 253-like
Exons: 7
Coding region: 431-1378 (315 amino acids)
Biological process (GO): regulation of transcription by RNA polymerase II
Cellular component (GO): nucleus
Molecular function (GO): DNA-binding transcription factor activity, RNA polymerase II-specific; RNA polymerase II cis-regulatory region sequence-specific DNA binding
Source: RefSeq, a predicted model, not a curated record